AUGGGGUUUGACCACAACAAAUCGCUUCCUGGUGCCACAUGCCACUGCGGCCAUCUAUCCUGCUUCCAUGUCCCUUCGGCGGACGCGCCUUCGCCUAUCAAGAACAAGGCCGAAAUUGAACUCAUCAAGCAACGCGUCCGGGAGAUCGAAGAGAGCCUGGACAGGAACGACCAUGAUCGCCUCUCAGGCCUGAUCUCUCGCAUCAGCGAGUUGGAGGAGACUGUUGAGAAGAACAAGGAGGAAGCUUCAGCUGAACUCAAGGGCUCCUAUCGCAAUGCCUCGGCCGCAUGGCAGCUCGUCUCCCAGUUGGAGCAGACAGUCAAGAAGCUGCAGGAAACCGUCCAAUCGCAUGACGAGCAGAUGACCAAGACGGGAAUACAGGUGGACGACUUGGUCAACCGUCAGCUGGAAUUACUGGAUAGCGACGAAAUGAUGGAGGAGAGAAUCGAGAAGCUGGAAAGUGCCGAGCCCUUACUAUCACCGCCUCAAGAUAUCGACUCUGCCGACACACCUUUUGAACCCUUACACCUAUCGCCCACAACUAUCAACACUCAACAACAAACUAUCAACCCCCCACAACCUAACCAGACCUUUCGUUCCCCAGCUAUUGGACCCUUGAGACCGUGGACCAUCCAUGUCUCCCUGAUGCCCUCCAGAGAACAACCAUUUCCAUUUGAAAAGGACACCACCUCAUACAAGAGAUGUCUAUCCCGUGGCUUACACCGAAUGAUCGCAGUGGAAGGUGAUGAUGCCCACGCCUUCACAACCGCCGUUUCGCGGGCCUUUCAAUCCCUACUCAAAGGCCGGCCGUGGAUGCCUCUGCAAGCAAAGCUAUGCGAUGCCGAGCGUCUUCAAGGCUUGCCCAUGCUUCGUCAACUGGAACCCUCUUUCAUGCACGGUCAAUACGAUAGGGCCUUCCUUCGACAGCACUGUGCCGUCCUCGACGUAAGUGGCAAGAUGGACUCGUUGUACAUUGCCAUGGAGCACGACACGCUGUCGUGGAACUUCCUGAAGCGAUCGCCCAUCUACCUUGAGGGGCUCGAAUCUGCAUGGGAGCACGACGUCGUGCUCGACCAGAAAGACGACCAAGACCCAUCAUCCAGAGAUCACUAUGGUGACGAGGGCGGUGAUGAGUCACCCCCUGCCGGCAACAUCGUUGGAGCCUUUAAAGGGCUGAAGCGCAGCAUGUCUGAAGUAUCAUGCUCAUCAAGCCUGGACGACCCAGAAGGACCCCUCACGAAACUGCCACGGACGUGCAAGUCGUCCCGACUAGAGAUGCGACGCGGAGUCGAGACUGCGCGAUAGGAUGAGGAGGGAUCAGGACGAGAGCACGGCACCACCGACAACUAAACACCAUUUUGCGAUUUCACUCACGGGCAUUAGAAAAGGGACACCAAGGGAUUAUGAAAGCGACUGGUUUUCUCUGCACUGGGCAUAUAAUUGGGGCGUUCAGACACUUUUGGGAAACUACUAUUGAGAUACCUCGGGCACUGCACUGGCCCGUCUUUGACAGAAAAGAAAGGCUCGCUCUUUUUCGGGAUGGUAUGGCUUGGGAUAAAGGGAUUUGGUUUUUGGGUUUGGAUUUGAUUAGAAGCAUAGACGAAAAGAGGUUGGAACAUCCAUCCCGAAACUUGUACAUGUACACAUAGGAAGAAGAGGAUUCCUCAUGUUUGAGCCUUUGCUUGCUACCU
Messenger RNA from Fusarium vanettenii 77-13-4, 1691 nucleotides. RefSeq lists its product as uncharacterized. Lineage: Eukaryota; Fungi; Ascomycota; Sordariomycetes; Hypocreales; Nectriaceae. The coding region runs from base 1 to 1305 and encodes 434 amino acids. The transcript has a single exon. The record is from RefSeq and is a predicted model, not a curated record.